UAAAAAGGGGAUAAAUUUCGGUCUUUACUUUUCUUCUUUACUUUUUUUUAAAAAAUUUCAUUUUAAAACAGUAAUGAGUUCAAAAAUUCUUCCUGUUGUUGCUGCCGGUGUGGGCAGUGCACUUGGCUCCAUGUACCUAGACUCCAGAUAUCUUCUCAGUAGGGAUUUGCACCAGAUUCGCGCAGGAGCCGUUGCCAUUAUAAGUCAUCGAAUUUGGGAAUUUCAAAAAAAACUCCAUUUCUAUUACAGAUUCAAGACUAAAGCAAAAGAAAAUCCGAAUGCGAUUUAUCUUUCAUUUGAAGGCAGAGAAUUUACUUUUCGUGAAGUUGAAUUAGCCUCCAAUAAACUUGCACGCUGGUUCAUGGCAGAAGGUAUUCAGAAAGGAGAUGUGGUUUGUAUGAUGCUUCAAAACCAUCCCAGUUUUUUUUUCUGCAUGUUAGCAAUUAGUAAAAUUGGUGCCAUUCCAUCAUUGAUCAAUACAAACCUAUCUGAAGACCCGCUUCUUCAUUGUGUCAAAAUCGCCAAUGCCAAACUAUUUAUAUUUGACCCCGUUUACGAGACGCAAGUGGCUACCAUCAAGGAUGCGUGCCGUGAAAUGAAUGCAAAACUUGUAGCCUAUGGUGAAUCCACUUUUGAAACUGAACUGCCAUAUUUAAGUAUCGCUGCCACUCUUACCCCUAGCAUCUUGGCCCCUUUCUCUGACGAGGAUACCAGUGAGGAUCUUAUCCGCGAUGUUAAAGGUGUCGAUGCUGCAUAUUUAAUUUACACAAGUGGUACCACAGGAUUACCAAAGGCCGCUAUUAGUCAACAUGCCCGUGUAAAUUUUGCAAUGUGUAUGUUUACAAACACAAUUAAUAUGAGAAAGGGCGACAGAGUGUAUUGCGUAUUACCUCUUUAUCAUAGUUCGGGAAUGAUUGUUGCUUCCUCUGUUUCUUUACAUGCUGGCGCAACGAUUGUAUUAGGCCGUAAAUUUUCAGCCAGCCGAUUCUGGAAUGAUUGUGUCGAUUACAAUGUGAAUGUUUUUACUUAUAUCGGCGAGUUUUGUCGAUACUUGCUGAGUACACCACCUCAUCCAGAAGAGCGAAACCACAAUGUACGAAUGAUUUAUGGUAACGGUAUGAGACCAGAUGUGUGGGAAAAAUUCCGCGAAAGAUUCGGUAUCCAAGAAAUCUGUGAAUUCUAUGCUGCUACAGAAGCACCUACAAGUUUAUUCAAUCGAAACACUGGUCAAUUUGGACAGGGAGCUGUGGGGUCUCGCGCUUCAUUGUUCAGACUCAUUCGUAGAGAAGUACAACUGAUUAAAAUUGACGCGAUUACUGGUGAGCCAGAGUUAGAUAAAAACGGAUUCUGCAAAAAGGCUGCAUAUGAUGAGCAAGGAGAAUUGAUUGUUCACAUGGUAGAAGGGCCUGUCACUUUUGAUGGUUACUAUAAAAAUGAAGGCGAUACCAACAAGAAGAUCUUGAAAAAUGUCUUUGAAAAGGGUGAUGCGUAUUUCCGUAGUGGUGAUUUGUUAAAAUUAGAUUCUGAUGGAUUCUAUUACUUUGGUGACAGACUUGGCGAUACUUUCCGUUGGAAAUCAGAAAAUGUAGCUACCACUGAGGUUGCACAUGCUUUUGGUGACUACCCUGGUAUUGCAGAAACUAAUAUUUAUGGUGCUUUGGUGCCUAAUCAUGAUGGUAGAGCAGGUAUGGCUGCUCUUGUAUUGCACCCCGAUGCCAAACUGGAGUUUGCUGAGCUUUAUCAACAUCUUCGUAAAAACCUACCCAAGUAUGCUAUCCCUCUCUUUAUUCGUAUUCUUCCUUCGAUGGUCAUGACAGGAACCUUUAAACAACAAAAGGUCGCCUACCGAAACGAAGGUAUUGAUUUGACCAAAGUGCCUGAGACAGAGCCAAUUUUCUGGCUUCGAGGAGAUACGUAUGUUCCUUUUACAUUACAGGAUUAUGCAAGAAUUGAUGUGGGAAAAGUCAAAUUGUAAUCUCACUUGAAAAAAUAAAUAAAAUAUGGGCAUAAAAUAAUAUAUUUUAUUCAGGUGCAAGACAUAGUAGUGAUU
This is a messenger RNA of Mucor mucedo, 2050 nucleotides long. RefSeq lists its product as uncharacterized. Lineage: Eukaryota; Fungi; Mucoromycota; Mucoromycetes; Mucorales; Mucoraceae. The record is from RefSeq and is a predicted model, not a curated record. Gene Ontology annotation, molecular function: long-chain fatty acid-CoA ligase activity; long-chain fatty acid transmembrane transporter activity. The transcript has 14 exons. Bases 74 to 1975 code for a protein of 633 amino acids.